AAAUAGGCAUUGAAGCGUAAUGGACUCUUUAUAAGUACAGCUUUAUCACCAAUCCAAUUGCUUACCUUAUAUAGUUUGUUUUAUAUAGUAGGCCUUCCACUUCUCUUUAUACCUCAGAGUCAUGUUCAACUCCAAUGAGAAUUCUUGUCCAGAAAAUGAAAGGAAGGAUGGAUGCCGAAAGGUGUGCAUUAUAGGGGCAGGAAUGAGUGGAAUUCUUGCAUUCAAAUAUUUACUUAACACAGAUGUGAAUCUCACUGUAUUCGAAGCCAAGGAAGGAAUUGGAGGAGUGUGGAGGGAAACAUUUGCAUCAACAACGCUACAGACUCCUCGUCCUGCCUACCAGUUCACUGAUUUUCCAUGGCCAAGUCAUGUUACAGACCGAUUGCCCACACAGUCCCAGGUUAUGGAUUAUUUGAACAGCUAUGCAGAGAAUUUUGGUCUGAUGGACCGCAUCCAGUUCAAUUCCAAAGUAGUGGGUAUUCGAUAUAUUGGCGAACAGAGCAUGGAAUGUAGUGGACUGUGGAGUAAGAAUGGAGGCCCAUAUACAGAGGGUAGAGCUUGGGAAGUUGGUGUUCAGAAGAGGAAUGGAGGUUCCAUAGAGUGGCAUCAUUUUGAUUUCGUGGUUAUGUGCAUCGGUAGAUAUGGAGAUGUGCCCAAUAUCCCAUCAUUUCCUCCCAACAAAGGGCCAGAGCUAUUUGAAGGAAAAGUUUUGCAUACCAUGGAUUACUCUGCCUUAAACAAAACAGAGGCCUAUGAGCUUCUAAGAGGAAAAAGAGUUAUAGUUAUUGGAUUUCAGAAAUCAGCGUUGGACUUUGCUGUAGAAUGUGCUGAGGCAAAUCAAGGAGGAGGUGGGAAAUCUUGCACAAUGAUUUUUAGAACAGUGCACUGGACGGUUCCCUACGAUCAUAAAUGCUGGGGAGUGCCCUUAGUAUAUUUGUAUGGUACACGUUUCACCCAAUUUUUACUUGACAAACCUAAUAGGGGUUUCCUGCUAAGAUCAAUAUCUCACUUAUUUGCACCAUUGAGAUGGGCAAUCUCCAAGUUUGUGGAGUUUUACCUGCUUUGGAAAUUCCCCUUGAGAAAGUAUGGGCUUGUUCCAGGUCACAGCUUUCUUCAAGAGAUAUCUUCUUGUCAAAUUGCAACACUUCCAGAAAAAUUGUUUUCAAAAGCAGAGGAAGGCCUUAUUCAAUUUAGAAAAGCAUCUACUUGGAGUUUUUCAAGAAAGGGGAUUAUAAUAGAUGAUAUAACAGAGGUAGAAGCUGACGUGGUGGUAUUGGGUACUGGCUAUGCUGGGGAAAAGAAACUGAAGACUUUGCUUCCAAAGAAUUUUUCACAUGUUCUUGAAAAACCAAAGGGUGUAAUACCUUUGUACAGGGGUCUCAUUCAUCCAAAAAUCCCUCAAAUGGCAAUCAUGGGUUAUCCAGAGAGUCUAUCAAAUCUUCAUUCUUCUGAGAUCCGAUCUCAAUGGCUGGCUCAUUUUCUAUCAGGCAAAUUUGUGCUACCAAGUAUCAAGGACAUGGAGGCAUACACAGAUAGGCAGGAAAAAUUUAUGAAGAGAAUUACACCCUUCUAUUGGAAAACCUGUCAUGCCACAUUUCAGAUAUCAGACAAUGACAAUCUUUGUGAAGACAUGGGAUGGAAACCACUGAGAAAACAGAACUGGUUUCAGGAACUAUUUUCUCCAUACAGCAACCUUGAUUACAUGCAGAUGUAGAAAUCAUUUUCAGAUUACCAUAUAUUUCCUCCUCUUCUGCGUGUGAGACAAUGUAUUGUAAUAGCAUAUUGCUAUUUAGUAUUAAUCAAUAAAAUCUAUGGUCGCUGAGAUUCAAA
Cryptomeria japonica (Japanese cedar) is the source of this 1830-nucleotide messenger RNA. Its product is annotated as probable flavin-containing monooxygenase 1. The transcript has 5 exons. The coding region runs from base 122 to 1714 and encodes 530 amino acids. The record is from RefSeq and is a predicted model, not a curated record. Gene Ontology annotation, molecular function: N,N-dimethylaniline monooxygenase activity; flavin adenine dinucleotide binding; NADP binding. Lineage: Eukaryota; Viridiplantae; Streptophyta; Pinopsida; Cupressales; Cupressaceae.